This is a messenger RNA of Cydia strobilella, 1421 nucleotides long. Its product is annotated as dynein assembly factor with WD repeat domains 1. Gene Ontology annotation, molecular function: protein binding. The transcript has 10 exons. The record is from RefSeq and is a predicted model, not a curated record. NCBI's taxonomy places the organism in Eukaryota, Metazoa, Arthropoda, Insecta, Lepidoptera, Tortricidae. Bases 114 to 1394 code for a protein of 426 amino acids.
AAAAAAUGGUUGCCAUGACAACGGUUAUUGACAAAAUCCUGACAGUGUUUUAGAGAAAACUUUAAUCUUAUAUCAAAUAUUGAAAUGUUAUUUUAGACUAGUUUUAAUCGAUAAUGAAGUUGUUAAAAAUACAUUUGCGGUAUCACCCGCCGGGGCUGAUUUUAGAGUAUUCUCAAAAAGGCACUGUGAAGAACAGAGAAAUUGACCUCCUGGAUUUGAAUAGCAAAAGUGACAUCCACACACUAACCAACGAACUAUACGCACGAGAGGUUCUCCUCACUGAGGACGUGAAGGAACAGCUGGAACAAUGCCUCACUACGCUGAAGAAGAGGGUGGAACACGAGGGUCCGGCGGGGAAGAGGUUUAUACCUUUGACUUCACGGUUCUACAUAUACAAGACGUUGAUGACCCAUGUACUCCCGCUGACGAACGUGGCUUUUGACAAGACUGGAGAACGAUGUCUGUCAGGAAGCUAUGACCGCACCUGUAAAGUGUGGGACGUGGAGUCAGGCAGCGAGCUGGCAACGUUGACUGGUCAUCAGAACGUCGUCUACUCCGUCUCAUUUAACUUCCCCGCUUGUGACCGGGUCAUAACCGGCUCCUUCGACAAAUCCGCCAAAAUCUGGGAGCCCUCCACCGGGGAGUGUCUGGCCACACUCUGGGGCCACAACGGGGAGGUGGUAGCCGCACAGUUCAGCCCUAAAGGGGACCAUGCGGCAACUGGCUCCAUGGACCAUACUGCCAAGCUUUACGACGUCAGAACCGGGGAUGAACUCCACACGUACACUGGGCACUCGGCAGAGGUAAUCGCGCUGCAGUUUGACCCCAACGAAGGUCGGAGGCUCAUCACAGGGUCCUUUGAUGGCACCAUCUCCAUGUGGGAUACUAGGAUGAAGGACCGAGUAUCAGUCCUUUCCGGGCACGAGGGCGAAAUUUCCAACGUCCAGUUCAAUUGGGACAGUUCUCUCGUGGGCUCUUCUUCCUUAGACGGCAGCGCGAGACUGUGGGACGCUCGCCAAAGCUCAUGUCUUGCUACCAUCUCUACACACAGUGACGAGGUGUUGGAUAUCUGCUUCGACUGGGCGGGACAGCGAAUGGCUACAUCGUCUAGUGACUGUUCAGCGAGAAUCUACGACGUUAAGGGCGACUUUAAGGAGCUGGCGAUCAUGAAGGGUCAUCGUGAUGAGGUGUCCAAGGUAUGCUUCAGUCCCGCCGGAGGUUGCCUGCUGACCGCAUCAGCCGACCGCAGCGCUCGUAUCUGGAACUCUUCCACUGGGAACUGCAGACAGGUGCUGUCCGGUCACGAGGGUGAAAUCUUCUCCUGCGCAUAUUCUUAUGCCGGUGACGCCAUCGUCACAGCAUCCAAGGACAACACGUGCCGUAUAUGGAGGUGAUUGGAUUGGUGGCAGUCAGACCACUAA